UGCCUCUUGGCCCCGCCCUUCUAUCUCCCCCUCCCCCCUUUUCCUUGGGCUGUGUCAAGCGGCGGCCACCAACGUGGAGAGCGGAAGCCGCGUUCGAGCGGGCGCCGCCGCGUGAGGGACAGAAAAGAGCCGGCGCGCGGGUGGGCCGUACCACCGCCCGAAGAAGAGGGGAGCGCCGGGCUCUCAGCCGCACGUGAGGCUGCGGGGCGGCGCCGGGAUUUCACCAGUGAGGGUGGUCCCCGCUUGCCCUCACCUCAGCCACCGGGGCGUUGGAGCGGCCCAACCGCCCGGCAGGAGGACGACGCGUCCAGUCAGUCACAACCGGUUUAAACCGGCGCGUGAGGAGAAGGAGACGCCGCUGCCGCCGCCAUGGCCGAGACUGAAGAGAGGAGCUUGGACGAUUUCUUCGCCAAGCGAGACAAAAAGAAGCGGAAAGAGAAAAGCAGCCGGGGAGGCGCUGCUGCCACAGCUUCCUCGGCAGCUUCUUCCAGUGCCGCCGCAGCUGCCGCUGCCGGAGGGGUCGGGGGAAGCCGGCAAGCCGAAGGCGGUUCUGGGGCGGCGCCCGGCGCCAACACCGCUACUGCUAAGGGGGUGAACAAGGAAGAGGAUGACUGGAAGGAGUUUGAACAAGAAGAAGAAGUUGACUAUAGUGGUCUCAGAGUACAGUCCAUGCAAAUUAGUGAAAAAGAUGAUGAUGAAGGUGAAAAGAGAGAAGAACCAAGGGAUUACAGUGAAGAACCUGGCAGUGGCAUGGAUAAGUCGUUUGGCCCUUGGAAUAGAUCUGCUACUACACAAAACCCUGUAGUUGAAACAAUUGUUACAGAAAGCCCAGAGCCUGUUCAGUCCAGUGGGGUAUAUCGGCCACCUGGUGCUAGAGAAACCAAGACACGGAAAACACCACAAGGACCCCCAGAAAUCUAUAGUGAUACACAAUUUCCAUCAUUGCAAUCCACUGCCAAGCAUGUAGAUACCAGAAAGGAUAAAGAAAUGGAGAAGAGCUUUGAAGUAGUAAAACACAAAAAUAGAGGUAGGGAUGAGGUUUCAAAAACCCAGGCAACUAAACUUCAGCUAGACAACCAAUAUGCUGUGCUUGGGGAUCAGUAAAGCUGCACACACAUUACAAUUAAGGAAUGGUUAUUUGAUACCCUUCCAGUCUAAGGUAACUAAACUACAGCUAUUAUGAACAUGCCGUCUUAUUUCUACUGGAUCUACUGCAACAAAUGCAGACUACUUUGACGUAAGUGAUUGGCUCUUCUGCACUAUGGAAGUAUGUUUAAUAUGGUACACCUGAUUUCUUCCUUGGAUGUAAGGGAUGUUAAUGUAAGUGGUCGAACAAGAGUCCCCAGUAUUUUGAUUACUCUGCAAAACUGUCUGCAGCCAGUGGUUAUUUCAAAUCUUUUUAUGUUCAGAUACUGAGCCUUCGUAAGGGUUGACUACCUCAGACUUGCUGCACUCAUUGUGGACACCAUGUGGAUCACAACUUCUGGAAAAGGUUACAACUCUUUAGUGGCCAUCUGAAACUCGAAACCAGCUCUACUGGAUUCCUCUCAGAAAUCCUGCAGAAGUCAGCCAUCUGGGUUCUGAUUUAGUAUAAAUAACAAAUUAAAGUGACCUUAAAUGAGCAACUUGUCCUGUGCCCCCACUUACAACAUCCUCUUGUAUGUAGCCAUAACUAACUAGAAACCUCUAGUAUAUACCACUUUCAGAAAUAUGCAGCGAACUGUUGACCUGUAGUUUGUUUACCUUAAUUUGAUUUAAGUUAUCAGAAAUACACAGCUAGAUAAAAAACAUAGGGAUGCUAGUCUGCAUAUGUUAACUGUUUUCAACUAUGUAAACUUCAUUUUAAAGUGCAGAAAUUGAGAAAAUUGCAGUAUAGUCAAGUAGGAGCAUGGAAUAUGCAGACUAUCCACUAGGGUUUUUCUUUUUUCUUUUCUGGGGUUCAAUGGAUGAGGAUUUCUGUAGGUUUGCAUUCAGUGGCCAAUGUCUGUACUUCCUUAGCAUCUGGAACUUAAGUUUGAAAAAACAUGCCAUAUACUUACCUUUAACUUCAUAUUAUGGCAAGUAACAGCUGUGGAUAGCACAGUAUUGUGUUCGCAGAAUGAAAGUAAUUCCGUGUUGAGUGAAAAAUGUCUUUUGUUGUGGCUUCUUACUGGUUGAAAUUUGGAAAUAUUUUGGGAAUAAGAUGUUGCAUUUACAGCAAUUUUCUUCCUCUGCUGCCCAAAGAUUUAGUGAUAACUUCAGUUGUAGGUCAGUCUUCUGACCAGCUAUGUCCAUUUAUUCGGGGAGAAGCUAGUAUAAUAGUACUUUGUGCUAAGAUUUGUGCUGUAUUGUACUAUGUAAUAUUAACAAUGGUUAGAAUGCUAUUCAGAUCCUAAAGAAAAGGAUGUGGCUGAUAUUGAUAUUGUCUCUUAGCAGUUGAUUGGCAGUGGUGUCAAAUCAUUGGUUUAUUGGGAGAACCAACAGUUUUCCCUAUCUCAGUGCUUAGAAUGUCAAUGGCCUUAUCCCUGUAAAGAAUUGCUUACCGUAACUGAAAAUGACUCUAAAUAGUUGCAUUUUUAUAUAGAUUUAAGGUAAGGAAGCCAGGCUUCUGGGUACCCAGAUCACUGAAUGUAAACCUACAGUUGACGCCAUUGAACCAUAUAUAUUUCCUGAAAAUGUAUUUGCCAACAAAACUUUAGCGGGUUAGUAAAGUUGAAGAACUAAGAUUAUGUGGAUUUGUAUGUCACUUAAUGGCAUUGUGGAGACAUAAAAUUUUAAAUCCCAGCUUUGGCAUUUUAUUGAGGUUGUUAUUACACAGGAAUCAAGUUUUAAUAUACUAUAUGAUAGGGUAGAUGAAGCUGUCCUUUGUAUCUUCACUUGAGUUCUUGGGCAUGGUUCACAGAGCAAGAAAACAUUGUAACAUUAAUAAAUAAAUGGAAAUGUACAUGAAUUCUGGAGUCUAAUGAAUCUUUACAUGUAGUUCUGAUGAUACCAUGCAUCAUUAAUCAUGAUAAAACUGAUGUAUGAUUAUGAAGUUGAAACUUGAGGCUGCUGUCUUACGCAGAUUAUCACUGAACUCCUGAGUAUAUGUGCAUAGGCAUGGUCAAUAAACCAUCAGCUGUGCACUAUUGAUAAAGAUGGGUAUCCCUCCAGUUAGCUUGGCUAAGUCUGAUCACUGUCUACCUCACCCUGCAUUGCCACUCGCAGAUACCACAGAUGAAGUGAAACUGAAAGUGAUUUUGUGCUCUUGGUGAGGAAGCAGCACUGUUGAGGUUGGCAGUCAGUUGCUGGUAGUUAAGCAGACUUGCCUGCUGGUCCACAUUAAAUUCCUUGUAACAUUAGAUUUUGGGGCUGCUUCAAGUGUAAGAAUUUUUCACAUUGAAGAACAUAAGCAUUGAAACAUUAAGCCAUUCUGUUUUCUGUCACCAAAUAGAUUCAGAAAACAAGGCUCAACUCUAAAUUUUGGUUAAAAAUACAGCAUAUAAUUCCCACUAAACCACUGAAUUCUAUAUUAUAUUCUAAUUUUCAAUUAUAUUCUAUAUGAUUGUCCAUUUAGGACUUAGUAUUGUCCUGCUUGGUAGACUUGUAUCUUCAUAGGGAGUCAAUGAAUAAUUUGUAUGCAUUUUUUUACUUCAUGACUGAAGUUUCAGCAUCUUAACAUAUGUCUGGCUACUUUUCUAAUAAAUUCUGCUGUAUAAUUGUUUUACUAAAGACUCAUGGGCUUAGAAGGAAUGAAAGAAAGCAACUUCAGUACAAAUCAGUGAUGCUUCAUUCUGGACAUCUGUCUGCAAGUUAGUUUGCAUUUAAAUGUUGGCUGAUGACAGAAGAAAAUGUUAAUCCUUGUCUUAGAUUCUGUUGAAUGCCAGCAGAGCAGCACUUGAAAAAGGGAACUUCUCUGAUUUCCUUCUUGCACUGCAGUUUUCUGUUCCCAGGUUUCUGUCAGCUUUGGGAGAGAUGUGUAGCUGCAGUUGGUGGGUAAAAUUGGUGAAAAUUAUCUCCCUUUUUUGACUGAUGGAGUGCUUUCCACUAUCAGAAAACAUAGAUAUGAUCCAAGCCAAUGUUUCUAGUGAAAUCUAUCUGAAGUUCAGAAUAGAACUAAUCCGGCUAACCUGCUAGUAGUGUUCAUUCAGGAUUUGUGUGUUAGCUAUCUUUUCAUGAGUGCAUACGAAAGCUGAAAAACGUUUAACAGAACACUGACAAUAUUUAUAAGUGGUCAUAAAAUUAGGGCUACAUUAAAAUUACACUAGUACAAUGUCAGUUUUGUUUAAGGUAAGUAGUCACAAUGUGUCUCAAUUAACUUAAAUGUACUUUAGUGGAAAAGGGGUAAACAAGAUAAGACAGGUUUAUGUAUAAUCUGUAAUUUUGAUAACCUGAGGAAAGUGUGGAGCUUUUAUUUCAAAAAAGUCUGUUGGUAGGAAAGGGAUCUUGGGAAGGGCAUGUUCAUUCUGUGAAAGCAUUAGGAGCGCCUGCGGGGCCUUUUCAGGGGCUUUUGCAUUAACUCUACUCUAUUGCAUUGAAACCACAAGCUGUAUGCAGAUGUGCCUCUGUCUAAAGGGCAUACAUAGUCUGGCUAUCAGUAUCAGACUACAUUGCUAGUAUACUUGUUUGGUGCAGAGUGUCACACUGGAAAAGGGAGGGCUUAUGGUAGGCUUCCCUUUGCAUUAGACCCUCCCCCUCCUGUCCCCGGUGAUUGACAUCCAAUACAUAACUAACAGGGAGACCAAUCUUGAACUCUGUUGACCACCUUGCAGGCUGUGCACAGAGUCAAAUCUGCUUACAUGUCUUAUAUGUACUCUUGACUUCAAUGGGACCUGUAUAUCGAAAUCUUUAGCACUGAGGCCUUAGACUGCUGUAAAGAUCCCCAAUGUUAUAAUUACUACGAAAGUGAUGUUACCAUAGCUGUCUGUGUUGUAAUGGUCCAAGGAAAUCUACAUUAUGUUGGCUAAACUGUGGCCAAGUGCAGCUAGCUGUAGCAAUAGCUGCACUGACUGCUUUCAAAAAAAUUCAGGCAAGGUACAUACUGUAUUGAAUAGAUGUAUUGUCGAAGGCUUUCACGGCUGGAGAACGAUGGUUGUUGUGGGUUUUCCGGGCUGUAUUGCCGUGGUCUUGGCAAUUGAAUAGUCUAUUCAAGUCUAUUGAAUAGACUUCUUAAUUGUGAACAAUUACAAUGGAAACAUCCAAGGCUAAUAGUAAGCACUCGAUGAAACCCACCCAAGGAAGCAAAAACUCCAAGCCUAUAGAAGAUUGCAGCCUGGACUAGUGGAUACCUAAAUAAGUAAAUAUGUCCAAAUAGUGAUUUUUGUUCCUGCUGUGCAGCUGUAAUACUGCAGUUUAAUGUUCUGUCCAAGACAACUCUCCAAAAGCGGAAAAGAGAGAAAAGUACUUGACGGGAGAGUUCAGAGGAUGCAAGACUUUCUGUUGACCAAGAGGUCUGAAGUAACAAACAUGUAUGCAACAAGUAAUCUACACAAUGUCCAGAAUGAUGUGGUAGCCUCCUAGAUAAUACUUUUGCAGAUGAGGUAAGGGUAGCUUGCCUGGGUGUUCCCCACUACCCAUAGAAAAUGGGGACAUUUGAUGUAGCUUGGCCCCCAUGGAAUAGCUUACUUUUACAAAGACUGCAUCUUAGUGGAGGAGCAAUAAAAAAAUACCCCACCUGUAAUUGGAAGUCCUACCAUCUCCUUCUCUGCAGUGUUAGACUAGUUAUGAGUCAGGAAAGUAAUAUGAAGAAAUACUUCAGGAGCAGGGAUUCUCUCAGAAAUCUGCUUUUCUGUGUGAUAAGUGAAGGGGGAUGUCUUUAAACUGCAAUAUCAGAUGCAAUUGAUUUUAAGAGGCAUAAAUGACUUCAUUUUAAGGGCACAAAACAACAGACUUCAUGCUGCUAUAGAAUACACUCAGGCCUAUUAAUAGUUUAAUACUCAGCAAACAGCAAGAUCGUGAACAUAGAAGAAAAGCGAUCCAAAGGAUAAAAGCAGUCUGUUUUGAGUUUGGGAUAGGAAUGGAUAGAAGUCUCAUGGUGCCUCAGUUUUUUAAGUUGUAAAGACAAUACUUCCCUACCUCACAGGGGUGUUGUGAGGGUAACUUCACUAUAGAGUGUUUUUGAGUUUCCCUGAUGGAAGGUGCUACAGAAGUGCAAAUCAUAGCUAAUCAGCUGAGGUCUGGUAGCUGCUUGGCACAAUAAGCAAACAUUCAGCUUUGUUCUCAUUAACAGUAUUUUGCUACCACUAUACAAAGCUUCCCUACAAAACACAUACUAAAUAAUACUGAUCAUGUAAGAAAGCAUGGUUGAGUUUUUUCAAUCUUUAUGCAUCCUUUUCUGGUUUUAUGUGAUUAACUGUGCAGAUCUAAUUGUAUUAACAAGGUUCUUUGGUUUUGCAUGGAGAUUACUUAAGAUCAUCUGUCAUUUUUUGUAAAGUCCCUGAAUAAAAUAAACUUAUGUUCACACUGUUUAAUAGAA
Molecule: messenger RNA, 6433 nt
Organism: Eublepharis macularius
Lineage: Eukaryota; Metazoa; Chordata; Lepidosauria; Squamata; Eublepharidae
Gene: CDV3
Product: CDV3 homolog
Exons: 5
Coding region: 370-1104 (244 amino acids)
Cellular component (GO): cytoplasm
Source: RefSeq, a predicted model, not a curated record